Juglans microcarpa x Juglans regia is the source of this 1512-nucleotide messenger RNA. RefSeq names its product E3 ubiquitin-protein ligase CCNB1IP1 homolog. Lineage: Eukaryota; Viridiplantae; Streptophyta; Magnoliopsida; Fagales; Juglandaceae. The record is from RefSeq and is a predicted model, not a curated record. Bases 560 to 1444 code for a protein of 294 amino acids. The transcript has 9 exons. Gene Ontology annotation, biological process: chiasma assembly.
AUAAUUUGAGCUUCUGAAGAAUAGAUUAUUUACCGUUUAGGACCUGAGAACUGAUAAAUUCCUGAUUAAACAAAAUGCAGCUCUACGACUUAGUUUAGCUGAGUCGAUAAUUCAAGGUUUGAAGGUGAUUUGUGUUAAGUAUUAUGUAUAUUCCUGCAUAUUAUAGCACCAGAUAUAUUGAUCUGAAAUGACAAUGGAUUCUUCUCUGAGAAAGCAGGUGGUAUUACUUUUCGUACGAAGUUUAGUGCGGGAAAAUAGAGUGAUGAUAAGUUAUUCAAUUAAAUUUCUGUACGACUAGAGCUGCAUUAAUAGUUCAAAUUCUAUGUUAUCAGAACUCAUCUUCGUUGAAGUUCUUUCCUAGCCCACCUCCAUAGAUCCUGUAAUCUACAUGGAGCAUGAUUUAAGAUUUCUGGUUUUUCUGGAGGAUCUUUUUUAAUCCAAAUCCAUUUUCAUCCCGAUUGCUGGAGCUAUUUCUGACUUUGAGAAGUUGUAUGGUGAUUAACAGUUCCUAUGAGCCCAAUAUAUGCCAUGAAGUCAAAGAUUAUUACCAACAGCUGAAAUGAGAUGCAAUGCGUGUUGGCGAGAGCUGGAAGGGCGAGCCAUUUCCACCACAUGUGGUCACCUUCUGUGCACGGAUGAUGCUAGCAAGAUCCUCAGUAACGAUGGAGCAUGUCCCAUUUGUGACCAAGUGCUCUCUAAGAGUCUUAUGAAACCUGUGGAUAUCAAUCCAAACGAUGAAUGGAUAAAUAUGGCCAUGGCUGGAAUAUCUCCACAGAUAUUGAUGAAGAGUGCAUACAGAAGUGUGAUGUUCUACAUCGGGCAAAAGGAAUUGGAAAUGCAGUUCAAGAUGAACAGAAUAGUUGCUCAAUGCCGGCAGAAAUGUGAAGCAAUGCAAGAAAAGUUCACAGAAAAACUGGAGCAGGUGCAUACUGCAUACCAAAAAAUGGCCAAGAGGUGCCAAAUGAUGGAGCAAGAGAUUGAGAGCUUGUCAAAGGAUAAGCAGGAGCUCCAGGAAAAGUUCUCAGAGAAAUCCAGGCAGAAGAGAAAGCUAGAUGAAAUGUAUGAUCAAUUGAGAAGUGAGUAUGAGUCAACGAAACGAUCGGCCAUCCAGCCUGCUGGCAACUUUUAUCCAAGAAAUGAACCUGAUUUGUUCGCUAGCCCUGCUAACAUAUUGGAUAACAGAGACGCCGUCAGAAAAGGGCCUAGAGAGGAUGUGUGGCCAGCGAGGCAGAAUAGCUCAAACUCUGGCCCCUUUGAUAUCUCUGUUGGCUCACCAGCAAAACAACCAGCCAUCCCAACUGAUGCCGGUAACAGAAGGGUUAGUUCUCAAGCUGUUUUUGGAGCUGGAGCAAGUAACCCCUCAACGACUUUGAGGAACUUGAUACUCUCCCCAAUUAAGAGGCCUCAGCUCUCUCGUAACCGCCCUCACAUGUUUACGUUUUAGGCCUGAAGUUGAGGGUUUUCCAUUUGACAGAUUUGGGGAUGUUUGAUACAUUGUCCUCACUUCAACCC